Aplysia californica (California sea hare) is the source of this 2066-nucleotide messenger RNA. RefSeq names its product zinc metalloproteinase-disintegrin-like 4a. Gene Ontology annotation, biological process: proteolysis. The record is from RefSeq and is a predicted model, not a curated record. Gene Ontology annotation, molecular function: metalloendopeptidase activity. NCBI's taxonomy places the organism in Eukaryota, Metazoa, Mollusca, Gastropoda, Aplysiida, Aplysiidae.
GGUUUUGGCCACUUCCUUCCUGACCCUGCCCGAGCUGACCAGUGGCCGGUCCCCGGAGGUAGGCGAGGUGGGCGAUGAGGUGACGGUGACUGGCCACCUGUACCUGGUGGACCCCGUCACUGGGUCACGUGAGAGCUUCUCCCGGAGACAGCUGGGUGAGGCGGCGGGCGCUACACACGACCUGAGGCUGGAGCUGAGGUCAGAGGGCACGACCUUUGACCUCUCGCUGGAACAGGGCAGCGUGUGGACGCCGGAGUCUCGGGUGGUGGUGAGGACCACGGCCGGGGGGGAGGAGGAGGAGGAUAUUCUAGAGGAGGUGCCGGUGACGGUCAGAGCUUCCUGCUACCUCUCCGGCGAGGUGACAUCACACCAGGACGCCUACGCCAGUCUGAGCGUGUGCGACGGUCUGUCCGGCGUCAUCCACACGAGGGAGGCUUCUUACGUCAUCGAUGACGACAGCGGGGAGGACGAGAGAUCCCCCGCCGAGCGGGACGAAGAGGGUUUUGAGGGGGAGGGGAGGAAGUUGAGUGUGAGGAUCGUGUACCCCCGUGCUGAGCAGGUGGACCUCAGUUACUGGAACUAUCAGCGAGAGAUGGAGUCUCUAGAGGUGGAGGAGGAGAACUAUUUCCCGGAGGUGGUGGAAGACAAAGAUGACGUCACCGGGGACGCAGACACCGUGAGCAGACGUCAAGCUAUGCAGAAAGGCACUGUGGAGGUCGGAGUGUUCUGCGACAAGAACUUCGUCAACUACAUGAACAGGAUCGGGAAGAACUCCCUGCAGAAAGUCACAGACUACAUGAUCGUCAAGUGGAACAUCGUGCGCCGCGUGUACGCCAACAAACAGCAGGUGGGCUCCGACUUCACCGUGCUGCUCAAGUAUGUGGAGCUCUGGAAAACCAACCCACGCUACUACGCCCCGAUCCAAAAUAGCCAGAAAAUGGGCGCACAUUUGAGUGCGUUCUGCAAAAACCACAGAAGCAUGAAUACACUGGAUCACAAAAUGCUCUACACUCACGGGGUCGGGGGAGGAGUUAUGGGCCUCGCUUACGUCGGGGGCGUCUGCCAAACGUACACCAAGUGCUCUCUGGUCAAGAUCAAUAUCCGGGACAUCCACUACUCCAGGAUCGACAUGCACGAGCUGGGCCACAAUCUGGGCUUCAAACACCAGAACCAGGUGAAGGGGUGCGGGGCCAAGUUCGGGUUCAUGAGCGGCGCGAGGUCCUACUUCUUCACGCCGUGUUACAAGCCGGUCCUGAGAGCCACCAUCGCCAACCGCCGGUGUCUCAAGCAGAACAACGUGGCCAGGCCGGUCCUCAACACAGGGAAGUAAAUCUUAGGCUUAGGCUUUGGUCCCUCAGCGGACAGACUUGCAAACUGUUGCAAAACCCGACCAAGGACACCGACGUCUAACUUACUGCAUCAGGUUACAUAUCGACGGCUGAGUGCAAGAGGUGACUACAUGUAGAUCCACUUUUCAUAGUUUCGGGAAAAACGAAAAUGAACUUUUGACGAUUUUGAAAUAAAAGUUGUUGUUUUUUUUAAAUAUAGUAAUAAAAAAGAAAUGUAAAAGCCUCGAAAACUAAUUAAGCUAUGGCUUAGAUAUUUACAGAGAUAAAAGUGCGGCUUAAAAUCUCACUACCCAUGUAUUGAUUAUUCCAUUUCGACCAAAAGUGGAUAUAGAUCUAGUCACUUUUUGCGUUCAGCCAUUGAUAUAGGCCUACAUGUAUUAUAAUUAUAUUACAUAUAUAUAUAUAACAAGGAUCAAAAUGACACAAGACGGAUCAUAUUUUAGUGUAGUGUAUUCAAUAAGACCCCCAGGUUCCUGACUGCCACGCCGGGGACGGUCCCGGGGAUCUGUGAGGGCUGGCCAGCCUGCAGUGUGUGGACUGUACGGCCACAGGUUUUCUUCCGUGAUGAGCGGACCUCAGCAGAGCUAAUUCAGGACUUGGAAAAAAAAACGUUUUAAAAAAAUCCCUGUUUCAUGGGAAGGUUGUGGGUUUCUGUAUUAUGUAGCUAUCUACAGUGUGUGUUUAUUCGAUGAAAAUAAACUCACGUUGAUCGUAAAA